AUGGAUAUUUUUCAAAUUUUAGUCCUAGCAUUAUAUCUACCACAAGUAUUUACAAAAUCGAAAUCAAAGUCAAGGAAAUACAAAGCGUCGUCCUCAGAUGAGGACAGUAUAGAGAACCUGCUGUAUUAUAAGGAUUGUCAGCGUCAGGGUAAGCCGGAGACUACGACGACGGAACACGUACAGCUGAGGUACGAUCCUCCACCCCCUCCUCCUCCUCCGAGACAGCCUGAGUGCCCCUUCCCCAAGAUGUGUUGUGCCCUCACCUGCGGCAACGAGUGCGGGGGCAACCAGCCUUCAUACGGCAGCAGGCAGAUGGAGCCAAUGAACGGCUACCAACCCAUGCAGCCAAUGCAAUCCAUGCCGCAGCCUCACCAACCAGGAAUGGGAGCAGUACAACCUCAAAUAAUACGCAGAAAAAAGAAAAUGAAAUUCCCACCAGGCAAACUACCAGGUUCGUUACCAACCAGAAGAGAUAUGUCAGGGUUCACAAAAGAGAAGAUUAAAAGCUUGAUCGCUCAGGAUCAUGAUAUAAGGAAGAUAUUGAAGGACCUGGUGAGGGUCACGAUGCAGAAGGUGGAUCUGUUAGAUAUGAUUAAUUCGACCCCUGAGAAUGUUCCCAAGACUGAGGAUGAUGGCAAUGUGGUGUCUUCACCGGCACCGGUAGUUGCUAUGGAUGAAUAUGACGAAUAA
Messenger RNA from Helicoverpa zea (corn earworm), 690 nucleotides. RefSeq lists its product as uncharacterized. The transcript is spliced from 2 exons. The coding region runs from base 1 to 690 and encodes 229 amino acids. NCBI's taxonomy places the organism in Eukaryota, Metazoa, Arthropoda, Insecta, Lepidoptera, Noctuidae. The record is from RefSeq and is a predicted model, not a curated record.